UCUCGGAAUCGACUUUGUCGUUCGUUCCGUGUUACUCCUGCUGAACGCUACUUCUUAUCGCAGUGCUUCAGGAGCUACCGAUACAGUACGUAAUAUUCUCAGUCUCAGUCGCACAAGUGCCGGGUGGACUUGUUGAAUACGUAUCGCAACCGACGUGGUGCAGCGAUGGAGGCUAAUCAAUUUAAAGAUUUUGGAAAAGCGAUGAUAGACUACGCUGCGAAUUAUCUAGAGAAUAUAAGAGACCGGCGAGUGCUUCCAACCGUCGAACCGGGAUACCUGAGACCUUUAAUUCCUGAAACCGCACCAGAAAAGCCCGAAAAAUGGGAAGAUGUGCUGAAAGACGUGGAAAGAGUCAUUAUGCCCGGUGUGACUCACUGGCACUCGCCCAGAUUUCACGCCUAUUUUCCUACGGGCAAUUCUUAUCCCGCUAUCGUUGCCGACAUUUUAAGUGGGGCUAUUGCGUGUAUCGGUUUCUCCUGGAUUGCGAGUCCAGCAUGUACGGAGCUCGAAGUAGUCAUGCUCGAUUGGCUCGGCAAAAUGUUAGGGUUACCGAAAGAAUUUCUGUCAACUUCGGGAAAAGGCGGUGGAGUGAUUCAGGGAACUGCUAGUGAGGCCACUUUUGUAGCGUUGUUAGGGGCCAAAGCCCGUGCCAUUGGGGCCAUUAAAAGGGAGCAUCCAGAAAUGAAAGAAUCAGACAUCGUUGCGAAAUUGAUCGGCUAUACUUCUAGUCAAAGUCAUUCCUCGGUAGAACGUGCCGGACUUUUAGGUGGGGUGCAGUUACGUCCUCUUCAGCCAGACGAAAACAACAAACUCCGAGGGGAGACAGUCGAGGAAGCGAUUAAAAAAGAUCUGGAGGCUGGUCUUUUCCCAUUUUAUGUAGUCGCUACUUUGGGAACCACGUCUUCCUGCGUAUUCGACAGGAUAGAUGAAAUCGGACCUGUGUGCAACGACAAUAACGUCUGGUUGCAUAUCGACGCGGCCUACGCAGGUUCUGCGUUUAUUUGUCCGGAAUAUAGGUAUCUCAUGAAAGGCAUUGAAAGGGCGGAUUCGUUCAAUUUCAACCCGCACAAGUGGAUGGUCGUGAAUUUCGAUUGUUCAUGCAUGUGGCUGAAAGAUCCGUUCUGGCUUGUUAACGCUUUUAAUGUGGACCCUUUGUAUCUUAAGCACGAACAACAAGGUGCCGCUCCUGACUACCGCCAUUGGCAGAUUCCUUUGGGGAGACGUUUCAGAUCCCUCAAACUGUGGUUCGUGCUUCGUCUGUACGGUGUUGAGAAUCUCCAAGCGCACAUACGGAAACAAAUCGCUCUAGCUCACUAUUUCGAAUCACUUGUGCGGACGGACGACCGUUUCGAAAUCACCCAAGAAGUAAUCAUGGGGCUCGUCUGCUUCAGGCUAAAGGGCUCUAAUGAUAUCAACGAAGCUUUACUGAAGAGAAUCAACGGCAGAGGCGUCAUCCAUUUAGUACCGUCGAAAAUCAGAGAUACGUAUUUUUUGAGAUUGGCAAUAUGUUCGAGAAUGACUGAAGAAGCGGAUAUUGAUAUUUCAUGGAAAGAAGUCAAGGAGGCUGCCACUGAGGUCUUAACCGAACAAAAAUAAUUCGUCAUCAGUAUUAAUGAACCUAUGUAUUACUUAUUUAUUUGGUUAAAUUAUGAAACGCUUCCCAUGGUAUGACAAUCCACGUUGAUCACUCGUGGUAUUUUCUUUGGACCAAUCAUGAACGUGUUAAGUUGUUGAGAAUAUUUUUAGAAGACAAUAUUAAUAUAUUGCUAUUAGGUUAAGGAAUAAAUAAAGAACAAACUGUAAAAGGACCAAAAUAUUAUAUAUAUAAAUUACUGUUGUGCAACGUUGACUCUUA
This is a messenger RNA of Cylas formicarius (sweet potato weevil), 1855 nucleotides long. Its product is annotated as aromatic-L-amino-acid decarboxylase-like. Bases 166 to 1596 code for a protein of 476 amino acids. The transcript is spliced from 10 exons. Gene Ontology annotation, biological process: amino acid metabolic process; serotonin biosynthetic process; catecholamine metabolic process. NCBI's taxonomy places the organism in Eukaryota, Metazoa, Arthropoda, Insecta, Coleoptera, Brentidae. The record is from RefSeq and is a predicted model, not a curated record. Gene Ontology annotation, molecular function: aromatic-L-amino-acid decarboxylase activity; pyridoxal phosphate binding.